Molecule: messenger RNA, 2235 nt
Organism: Meloidogyne enterolobii
Lineage: Eukaryota; Metazoa; Nematoda; Chromadorea; Rhabditida; Meloidogynidae
Source: the annotation of a GenBank genome assembly
AUGUUAUCAGAAGACGGUUGCUGCCGAGUUUUUGAUAUCGAUGCUAAUGGAUAUGGACGAUCUGAUGGGUGUGUUGUAAUGAUGAUAGAAGGUGUUCCGUUAGAAAAUUUGGAGAGAAAGCCUCAUUGGGGGGCAGUUGAAUGUGGACAUGAUGGCCGUAGCGCAGCCUUGACUGCUCCAAACGGCUUAUCUCAACAACAAUUACUUGCUAGAUGCCUUGAACAACUCAAUAUAGAAAAGAGACGCUCUCUUCGCUGUUGGGAGUGCCAUGGGACUGGAACGGCACUUGGCGAUCCUGUGGAGUUCUUAGCGUUGGCCAAGUCUUUAAAUUCUUGUGGAUUGACUAAAGGUGUCUGGCUUGGGACUGCAAAAGCAAAUAUUGGGCAUACGGAGGCAGCUUCUGGUCUUGCUGUGCUACAAUUAAGAAAUGCUGAAAUGCCUCCUUUACCUAAUUUUAAAAGAAUGAAUCCUGAAAUUGUUCGAGGAAUGGAGGCUAAUGGAUGGGGAAUUUAUGAGGAUGAUAAUUGGCCUGUUCGCCUAGCUGUUAAAAGAUCUGGUAGAAUAUUGAAUGAAGGAGAAGAUAAAGUAAGGAUUUUGUUUGGGGUAGAGGCUUUACUGAACCUAUAUGUGUUAAAAUGUAGAAAAAAUAUGGUUGUAUGGGGACGACACACACUGCUAACCGGUGUAAGCUCCUUUGGAGUGUCUGGAACAAUUGCUUGUGCUAUUAUUUCAUUAGAUCGGUCAAUAAAAACAAAACAAAUUCAACAAUUACAUUAUCAACUAAAUCAGCAUUGCUCUAAUAAAUGGCAGAGAAUAUUACCCUUAUCCGCUCAUUCAGAAAAUUCAAUGAAAAAAUUUUUGGAAAAAUAUUUAAAAUUUUUGAAGAAUGAAAAGGAAUGGAAUUUUAAUAAAAUUUGUGUGGCAGCAAGUUAUUUAAGAGGGAAAAAUGUUAAAAACCCUCCCUUGAAUGUGAGAGCUGUUAUAAUCCUUCCAGAAGUGGAUGGGUCUAGUGAAGUAUUGGAGGAGGAACCUAUUAUUGUCAGAAAGGACGCCCUCACAUCCAUCAAUUAUCGUCUUGGUUUAUGGCCUAAAAUUGCUUGGACAUUGUAUGAGCAAGUGCCAGCCUACAAGGAAGCUUUAGAAUUAAUUCUAAAUAAAUUGGGAAUAAAUAAACAAUUAAAAGAAAUUAAUAAUCCUUCUAUAAUUAAAUUGGUUGAUGCUUUUGGACGUUUUAAGAUGUUAAAAGAAUUUGGAAUAAUUAAAGAAGAAGAUGAGAUAAUUAAUAAAAAUAAUAAUUUGGCAAUUAACUUAUUUAGAAAAUUAAUUUGGGCGAAAGAAGAAAAUGAAUUGACAAGAGAUAAAAUUAUUAAGUGUAUUGAGGAAAUUAAAAAGAAGAGUAAUAUUGAAGAGGAAUAUGCAACCACCAAACAAACCAACAGACCAUCAGCUUCAUCAAACAAAUUAAUUAUUGGGCCAACCCAAUCAAAUCCAGCAUAUUCAUUUGCCUCAAUAGAAACCCCCUCAGAUCUACAACACUUAAUAGCUUUCAGUUUUUGUAUUGGAAAAGAAAUAAAUUGGCCAAAAAUUUACCAAAUCCCAACAAAAUACUUGCCUCUAUUAAAUUUAAUUAAUUUACCAAAAUAUUCGUUUGACCGACAAAAACGUUUUUGGACUUUAAAAGAUGAUUUUGAAUUAAAUAAGGAUAAUGGAUGCCAUCCUCUUUUGGGAAAUUGUGUUAAUCGAGGGAAUGAUUUUGUUAAAUUUGAAUCUCUUUUGUGUGAGAAAAGAAUGCCUUGGCUGAUUUUUAAUCCAUCAAAAAACUCUUCAAAGGACUGUCACCUUGUCGGGUUAUUAAUUGAAUUAUUAACAGCUAUAGGCUAUCUAAAUUUAAAAUUGGAAUGUUUCUCAAUCCAAAUUGAAGAAAUUUGUCUUAACGAAUUUUUAAAUAAAAAAGAAAAGCAAUGGAUAAUUACAGAAAUUUUAAAUUCCAAAAAAAUAAAAAUAUUUGGAGAAGAAAAAAAUAAAAAGAAAAAAUUAAUUUGUUUGGCAAAAAUAAAAGAAAUUGAAAAAAAUUUAAAUUUAAAUAAAGAAGAUAAAUUUUUAAAAGAAGAAUGUUUAAAUUGUGACGAAGUUGAGAAGGAAUUUUUAUUAUUUAGUCCAAAAUUUGUGGAGAAUGUUUUGUUUGAAGUAAGUGUCUUUUGGGGGAUUUGGAGGCUAAGUAAAGGUUUACAUUAG